Molecule: messenger RNA, 1309 nt
Organism: Sturnus vulgaris (Common starling)
Lineage: Eukaryota; Metazoa; Chordata; Aves; Passeriformes; Sturnidae
Gene: SMLR1
Product: small leucine rich protein 1
Source: RefSeq, a predicted model, not a curated record
GCAGAAUGUCCAUCAGGGAGAAAAGGAAGAAAGCAGGAUAAAUUAGGUCCAAACUUAGGGACCUUAAGGAUCUGGCUUGGCACGGCUGCCAGAGAGGAAAAUGAGCGUGGGUUACGUACUGUCAGUGUUUGUGAGGGAGCUGCCUGGUUAUGUUCUCUUUGCUGGGAUCUUUAUGCCUGUGACUUUACUCCUGCUGCUGCUAAUUGCCUACUUCAGGAUCAAACUAAGAGAAGUAGAGGAGGAAAUGGCCACGGCACAAGACUCCAGGAACACCUUCCUGAAUCACCGUGGCCAGUGGAAGAAACUCAGGAGAUCCGGACAAAAAGACAACAGAUACAAGAACUCAAGGACGUUUAAGGGAGCUUCACGUCUCAGGAAGCAAGCUUAAGCCCAGCACUGAGUGCUGCAGGUUUAACCAUAACUGGCUGUAAAUAAAUACCACACAGGAAAAGAAAACUGGAGAGGAGAAGCCAGUGCUGUGCCAUCCUAAUGAAACAGCUGCCGCCAUCCAGAGUCCUUGCAAGUGCUAAACUGUGCAGAGACCACAGCCUCCUGCCAUGACCUGCACUGGUUCCCCUGUGUGACACAGGAUUUGGGGACAGGGACAAUGCCCUGCUCACCAGCCCCUCCCUGGCCUGCCAAGGAGAAAGCAACAUAACCAGCUCCUGGGAGAGCUGAGCUGGCACAAACAAGGCAGGCGGCCUUUAUGAAAUCGAGAUGUAUAAAUAGCAAGUUGAUACCAAGCACUGACAUCUGGGAAAUUGAAAAGGGUUUUGAAGGGGAACUGACAUCUAUUAGCUUGUACACUUUGGGAAAGAUUGUGGGUUUUGUAAAGUAUCCUUUCCACAGAAUUUGGAAGCAAAAUGUAACAGUAGCAGGAAACAAAACGAUUUCUCUCUGCUGACUGAAAAUGCCAAAUUUUGAGAUUAAUGGAAAGAUUCAGUCAGUAUUCUGUAAAACAGCUAUUAUUCUCCUUCAAGGACAAAUGGAUGACUUUUUUUUUUUUUUUGACACACAUUUCUUUUAAAAAAUCUUCCCCCCUGCUCCCCUGUAGCUGUAGAUGUACAGUUUUCAGUGCAUCUCAGAUUGCCUGUGGCAGAUGGCCUGCAAAAAUCCAACUCGUUUGCAAGUACCACCGGCUUUUAGCUACUCUGAUUCUGACUCAAGUUUAAACCCAAACCGGCAAGGAAUGAGAAGUGACUAUCAUUACUGUCCUCAGUGUUUACUGUCCUUGUCUGCAAUUACCUUUCAUUAAAGCUGUUUGUCAUUAUCCAUCCUUCAAGAAGAGAGCGGAUAAUGCCUUGUCUGA